AUGAGAUCUCUCGCGUGUUCCAUGGGAAACCGACGCCUCAUCCCGCUGGUUCUCUUCCUCAUCAUCGGGACAUGCACCGCUCACUCUCGCGCAACAUCCCGCCGCGGACUCUCAGCCAUCAACUCCAGCCCGUCAUCAUCUGAGGCAAACGGCGAUGUUGUCUCAUGGAAGGUCUCUAGUCGUGAGCCUGAUUUUACCACUAGUAACAUGGCACCUCAAGACGACUUCAAGGCAGAUACUCGGCUUACAGCUCGAACCAUCCAUGCCGGCCAAGCGCAACGUCGCUCGCGCAACAGCGGGGUCGCAGCAGCCCACGGCGGCGAUACUCGCGCCACAUUCCGCAUGGCCAGCAGCAGCGACGUGACGAUUCGCCAUCACAAUUCUCCCGGAAUUGGUAGAUGGACGGUUCGCGAUCAGGGCGGCAGCGGCACGAACGGCGGCGCUGGAAGGCGCCUUCCUACUGGUGGAAGCGCGCAGGACGGAGCGCUUCAUCAUGCGACGCGCGGCAGCGCACAACGGCAUCCCUCAAGGGGCGGUUCGUCCCACCAGCUGCAGCGCAACGGGCGGCAGCAACAGCACGUGGGGUUCCACAUGGCGACAGCGGAGGACGUGGCGCUGCCGCGACACAUGGCGAGGAGCGACGACGAGUCGUCAUUCGCGCGGGCUGCGGAUAGCAAUUACGGGAUGAAUCGUGGUGGCGCGAACUACUAUCAUGGUGACGACGAGUACCGCGGGAGUGACCACGCCGGGGAUGACAACAACGAAAAUGAUAACAGAAACGAGAAUAACAGCGGCGGAGAUGGACGACUCGACGUGAAUUGUGACGGCGAGGGCAGCAACGGCGGAGGAGACGCGAGCAACGGCGGAGGAGACGCGAGCAACGGCGGAGGUGACGCGAGCAACGGCGGAGGUGUCGCGAGCAACGGCGGAGGUGACGCGAGCAACGGCGGAGGUGACGCGAGCAACGGCGGAGGUGACGCGAGCAACGGCGGAGGUGACGCGAGCAAUGGCGAUGGGGGCAGCAGCAGCGGCGGGGGCAGCGGCGGCGUGGACGUAGCAGCAAUUCUUGAGGUGCACAACAGGGCGCGGCAGGAGGUGGGGGUGCCGGACCUGGCAUGGGACGACGGGGUGGCAGCAGCCGCGCAGGAUUGGGCGAACCAGCUGGCAGGAAGAGGGUGCCCUAUGGAGCAUGGCGGCGCGGGGGGCCUUGGGCAGAACCUCUACUGGCGCACACCCGCGGAGCUCACCCCUGAGGAGGACCGCAUGGCGGUGCAGGCGUGGGUGGGUGAGAAGGCGGACUGGACCCCCAGCCCCAUUCCCGACGGGUGUGCGGAGGGCAAGAUGUGCGGGCACUACACGCAGGUGGUGUGGCGGGACACCACUCAUCGCGUCGCUGGCGCCGCGUCUGAUGCGCCAGACGGCGGCGGCCCCGUCCCCGCGGGUGCAGACGGCCCCAACGCAACGGCCGCUGCAACAUCCGCCGCAGCUGCAGCCGCCCCCGCUGCGGCAGUGAGUACACCAGCCGAUGUACCAACCUCCGCACCAGCCGCCGCCAUCCCCGCGUACGUGCCGCCGCCGCACGUGGAGGCGGCGUGGGCGCACUUCCGCCGGCUGGGAUCUCCGCGGCUGCUGGUGGCGCCGAUGGUGGACCAAUCGGAGCUGCCGUUCCGGCGGCUGUGCGCCAAGUACGGCGCGCAGGGCGCGUACACGCCGAUGUUCCACAGCCGGCUGUUCGUUGAGGAUCACAAGUACCGGCGGGAAUUCACCACUUGCCCGGAGGACCGCCCGCUCUUCGUGCAGUUCUGCGCCAACAACCCCGACACGCUAGUGAAGGCCGCGUCUCUCGUCGCGCCAGAUUCUACUCAUUGCACAUCGCCCUGUCCAUUUCCUCCGCCCCCGCCGCCCCCCGUUUUCCCGUUUUUCUCUCCCCCCCGUUUCCCCCCAUUUCUAUCCUAUUCUCUCCUUUUUUUCUCAACCCCCCCACUCCCCUCCGCCCCAUUCUGGCCCCUCUCCCUCCUCCCGCACCUCGCCCCCUCUCCUUUCCCUCGAUGCAGCUGCCCGCAGCGCAUCGCGCGUCGCGGCCGCUACGGCGCGUUCCUAAUGGACGACCUCCCCUUAGUCGAGUCCCUCGUGUCCGCGCUCUCCGCCGCGCGCCUCCCCGCGCCCGUCUCCUGCAAGAUCCGCGUCUUCCCGGACCUCGCGCGCACCAUCGCGUACGCGCGCAUGCUGGAGGCCGCGGGGUGCUACCUGCUGGCCGUGCACGGGCGCACGCGCGAGCAGAAGGACGGGAAGAAGGUGCGCGCGGAUUGGGAGAUGAUCCGGCGCGUGAAGGAGUCCGUGUCGAUUCCUGUGAUCGCGAACGGGAAUAUUAGGGAUUUGGCGGAUGUGGUGGAGUGUUUGGAGGCGACUGGGUGUGAUGGGGUGCUCAGUGCUGAGAGCUUGCUGGAGAAUCCGGCGCUGUUUGGAGGGUAUCGGGUGGAUGAUGGGGUGGAGAGAGGGCAGGCGAAUGGGGGAGAGGAGGCCCACCUGCACCGCAUGUUGGGGCCUGUGUUCUCGCGGCACCCGCACAUUAGAGAGAAGCUCAAUAAGGAGUACAAGCUGACUGUGCCGUGGCUCCUGGAUCUUGUGGGGCAGCUGAGGGCGUGUGAGAAAGGAGAAGUAGGGGCGGAGAGAGCAGGGGACGGGACAGCUGCUGGUGGCAAUGAUGCUGUUGCUGCCCCCGGUGCUGUUGCUGGAGAUGUUGCAGGGGCUCUUGGUAAUAGUGCGCCAGAUGCAAGCCAUGUGAAUGGACAGGCAGUAGCUGUGGCAGGGCUUUAA
Closterium sp. Naga37s-1 is the source of this 2817-nucleotide messenger RNA. NCBI's taxonomy places the organism in Eukaryota, Viridiplantae, Streptophyta, Zygnematophyceae, Desmidiales, Closteriaceae. The record is from the annotation of a GenBank genome assembly.